Haliotis rubra (blacklip abalone) is the source of this 4042-nucleotide messenger RNA. Its product is annotated as DNA-directed RNA polymerase III subunit RPC2-like. NCBI's taxonomy places the organism in Eukaryota, Metazoa, Mollusca, Gastropoda, Lepetellida, Haliotidae. Gene Ontology annotation, biological process: DNA-templated transcription. Gene Ontology annotation, molecular function: DNA-directed RNA polymerase activity; DNA binding; ribonucleoside binding. Gene Ontology annotation, cellular component: RNA polymerase III complex. The record is from RefSeq and is a predicted model, not a curated record.
CAUAGAAAAUGGCUGUUCAUUUCAUGCUGCAACUCUUUUGCAACACGUGCAAGUAGAUAUUUCGGCCUGAUAUUGCUGUGCAUGACAGAUAAACAAUGGAGUCCAUAGAGGAUAUUAUGAAAAUGGACAAGGAGCAACUGACGGAGCCUAUCCGUACUGUCAAGGACAAGUGGAAGCUACUUCCUGCUUUUCUCAAAGUAAAAGGCCUUGUCAAACAGCACAUUGAUUCUUUCAACUACUUCAUCAAUGUUGAGAUCAAGAAGAUAAUGAGGGCCAAUGAAAAAAUAACAUCUGAUGCUGAUCCCAACUUCUAUGUCAAGUACCUGAACAUCUAUGUUGGCAUGCCAGAUGUAGAAGAAGGGUUCAACAUCACAAAGCCAAUCUCUCCACAUGAGUGUCGCCUGCGGGACAUGACCUACUCGGCCCCUGUCACUGUGGAUAUCGAGUACACACGUGGAAACCAGAGGAUCAUCCGCAACAACCUGCCCAUUGGCAGAAUGCCAAUAAUGCUGAGAAGCUCCAAGUGUGUGUUGAAUGGAAAGAGUCCGGCAGAAAUGGCCAAGUUGAAUGAAUGUCCGAUGGAUCCUGGCGGCUACUUCAUCGUGAAGGGCGUGGAGAAGGUCAUCCUGAUACAGGAGCAGCUGUCCAAGAACAGGAUGAUUGUUGAUAUCAGCAGCAAGGGAACGAUCGAGUGCUCAGUCACAAGUUCCACCCAUGAAAGAAAGAGUAAGACAUAUGUUGUUGUCAAACAUGGGAAAUAUUAUCUCAAGCACAACACUUUUUCAGAGGACAUUCCUGUGGCUAUUGCCUUUAAAGCGAUGGGAAUCGAGUGUGACCAGGAGAUCGUGCAGAUGAUCGGCAGUGAGGAGGAGGUGUUGGCAGCCAUGGCCCCCUGUCUGGAGGAAUGUCACCGAGCUCAGGUGUUCACACAGAACCAGGCAUUAAAGUUUAUUGGAAACAAAAUUCGCACAAGGAAUGUUUGGGUUGGUUCCAAGAAGACGAAAGUUGAUGAAGCUCGCGAUGUGCUUCAUGGAGUCGUCCUUGCUCAUGUUCCGGUGGUACAGUGGAAUUUCAAGGUCAAGGCUGUGUACUUGGCCCUGAUGGUGCGAAGGAUAGUUCUUGCUGAAGGUGACAAGGUGAAGGUUGAUGACAGGGAUUACUAUGGCAACAAGAGGCUGGAACUGGCAGGGCAGCUGCUCUCCCUUCUGUUUGAAGAUCUCUUCAAGAAAUUCAAUGCUGAGCUGAAGAAGAUAGCAGACAUGACUAUCCCCAAGCCAAGAGCGGCCCAGUUUGACAUAGUGCGCCACAUGAGACAGGACCAGAUCACCAAUGGCCUUGUCAACGCCAUCUCCACUGGUAACUGGACAAUCAAGAGGUUCAAGAUGGAGAGAGCUGGAGUAACGCAGGUUCUGUCCCGUCUCUCCUACAUCUCAGCUCUCGGCAUGAUGACAAGGAUCUCCUCACAGUUUGAGAAGACCAGGAAAGUGAGUGGUCCACGAUCCCUGCAACCGUCACAGUGGGGUCUGCUCUGUCCCUCCGACACACCAGAAGGGGAGGCAUGUGGUCUGGUGAAGAACCUGGCUCUGAUGACUCACAUUACCACAGACAUGGAUGAGGCACCAUUGAUCCGACUUGCUUUCAACCUCGGUGUGGAGGAUGUCCAGCUGCUUAGUGGAGAGGAGAUGUCCAGUUGUUAUGUCUACCUCGUCUUCCUCAACGGAAACAUCCUUGGAGUCAUCCGAGACUACAAGCGUCUUGUCCGUACAUUCCGCAUGAUGCGUCGGGCCGGAUACAUCAGCGAGUUUGUGUCCAUCUUCCCCAACCAUACUCAUCGAUGUGUGUACAUCGCCUCUGAUGGAGGACGAGUCUGCAGACCAUACAUCAUAGUACAGAAUGGAAAACCCUAUGUGACCAACAAGCAUAUAAAGGAGCUGAGUCAGGGAUUUAGGUGUUUCGAGGACUUUCUGAAGGAGGGUCUUGUGGAGUACCUGGAUGUAAAUGAGGAGAACGACUGUAUGAUAGCACUGUACGAAAAGGACAUUACCAGUGACACUACCCACCUGGAGAUAGAGCCAUUCACCAUCCUGGGUGUGUGUGCCGGUCUUAUCCCCUACCCCCACCACAACCAGUCCCCUCGUAACACGUACCAGUGCGCCAUGGGGAAACAGGCCAUGGGUUCCAUAGGGUACAACCAGAGGAACCGGAUCGACACACUGAUGUAUCUGCUGGUCUACCCACAGAGCCCCCUCGUCAAGUCUAAGACUAUUGAACUGGUCAACUUUGACAAGCUCCCUGCAGGUCAGAAUGCGACAGUGGCUGUGAUGAGUUUCAGCGGAUAUGACAUCGAAGAUGCUCUGGUGUUGAACAAGGCAUCACUAGACAGAGGUUUUGGCCGGUGUCUGGUGUACAGGAAGCAGACAUGUUGUCUGAAGCGGUACGCCAACCAGACUUUUGACAAGGUGAAAGGUCCUCUCCUGGCGACAACAAGGAAGCCUAUCUGGAGACACGAGGCCCUGGAUGCUGACGGGAUCUGUGCCCCAGGAGAGAGGAUAGAAAAUAAACAAGUGAUGAUCAACAAAGCAAUGCCAACUGUCACCAUGACAACCCUCACAUCCACCUCUGGUCAGCCACAACAGCCAGAAUACAGAGAUGUCCCAGUCACGUACAAGGCCCCAGAGGCUUGCUAUGUGGAGAAGGUCCUGAUCACAGCCAACCCAGAGGAAGCCUUCCUCAUCAAGAUCCUGCAGAGACAGACCCGCAGACCCGAGAUCGGGGACAAGUUCAGUAGUCGACAUGGGCAGAAGGGAGUCUGUGGUCUCAUUGUUCCCCAAGAAGACAUGCCCUUCACUGAUCUGGGAAUAUGUCCAGACAUUAUCAUGAACCCCCAUGGUUUUCCGUCACGUAUGACAGUCGGAAAGCUAAUCGAGUUACUAGGAGGCAAGGCUGGUGUGUUGGAGGGAAAGUUCCACUACGGAACAGCAUUUGGAGGGGACAAGGUGACUGACCUGUCUGAGGUGCUGGUGGAUCAUGGCUUCAACUACCUCGGCAAAGACUAUGUGACUUCAGGAAUCACAGGUGAGCCGCUGACAGCUUACAUCUACUUUGGGCCGGUGUACUACCAGAAGCUGAAGCACAUGGUGAUGGACAAGAUGCACGCCCGGGCCAAGGGGCCCUCCGCCGUCCUCACCCGCCAGCCCACUGAGGGGCGGUCCAGAGACGGGGGGCUUCGUCUGGGGGAGAUGGAGAGGGACUGUCUCAUUGGAUACGGUGCAAGUAUGCUGUUGUUGGAGAGGUUGAUGAUCUCCAGCGAUGCUUUCGAGGUGGACGUGUGUGGCGAGUGUGGCCUUCUUGGAUACUCAGGGUGGUGUCAGUACUGCAAGUCGUCCAAGGCCGUCUCCACACUGAAGAUGCCGUACGCCUGCAAGCUUCUGUUCCAGGAACUCCAGUCCAUGAACAUCAUACCCAGACUCACACUGAAGAAGUACAAUGAAGUCUAGCUCUGGCGGAGACUAUAGGGGCUGUAAUGGCGGUCCUAAUACUCACCUGCCAGUGUCCUACAGUAUGUGCUGUCUACACAUUACUCCAUUGUGUAGCGGGAAUACUGUUCAAAGCUGUGUUAAACCUAACUCCCUCACUCACUCAGCAAAGUCAUCUGAAUAACGAAGAAUUGUGUGUGGAUAUUUUAUGUCCCUUCCUGAAGGAACUUCUUGGAUUUUCUUUUCAAAAUAAGUGAGCUAAACUUGAUUGAUAGGUAUAGAUGUUUGACAUAACAUAUGCUCAGCUUCAUCUGUGGUGUAACUUGCUGGAGGCAUGAAGUGCUGGAACAACUGAUGUUUUGUGUGACUGUCAAGAAUACAGCUAAAUGUUUUGUAUGUCAAGAAAAUUUUGUUUUGUAUGGAUUGUGUACUCAGUUAUGUCAAUCGUUUUGUGAAGGGAUCGUGAUUGACAUGCAUGUUUGUACCGAGAGAAUGGUUUCCUAUGAAUGUAUAUAGUUUACUUCAUGGAAUUGAAGGAAAUAAAUUAUUUUGUUAUAAAGUUAUAA